Molecule: messenger RNA, 828 nt
Organism: Pelobates fuscus (common spadefoot toad)
Lineage: Eukaryota; Metazoa; Chordata; Amphibia; Anura; Pelobatidae
Gene: MRPL17
Product: mitochondrial ribosomal protein L17
Exons: 3
Coding region: 87-608 (173 amino acids)
Biological process (GO): translation
Cellular component (GO): ribosome; mitochondrial large ribosomal subunit
Molecular function (GO): structural constituent of ribosome
Source: RefSeq, a predicted model, not a curated record
GGGAGGUUCAAGCUUUGCUGUACGGAAACCGGGAAGGUUACAGCUUUGCUGUACGGAAGCCGGGGAGGAGAGUCCUUGCUGCCGCCAUGCGAUUGUUCCCGGGGCUCCUGAUCUCUCACGGGAGAGUCGCUCGGCGGAUCGGGCUCGGUCCCCGCUCCAGGCUCGAUCUCCUCAGGAACCUCCUCACUGCGCUCGUCAGACAUGAACGGAUCGAGACAACCUGGGCCCGGGCGGACGAACUGCGGCCAUAUGCAGACAGGCUGAUUGAUUAUGGGAAGUGUGGAGACACUGAUGUCAAAGCUAUGAAGAUGGCUGACUUUUGGUUGACGGAAAAAGAUCUAAUUCACAAGCUGUUUAAGACUCUAGUUCCACGCUUCGGUUCUUCACACGGCGGCUACACUAGCAUGCAUCAGAUUCCCAACAGAGAGAGACUGGAUCGCGCCAAAAUGGCAGUAAUUGAGUACAAAGGAAAUCCCUUUCCCCCUCUAAUUGUGAGGAAACUGGACAGUGAUAAAACUCUACUGAAUCAGCUUCUGUUGGGCUACCGUCUAGAAAAGAAACUCCAGGUUUCAGCAUCUCCGAAGCCGGCCAGUGCAGCCCCAUUGUAAUGCUCGGCUUGAUCAAUCAAUGCUGUCUCCAGCUGCACUCAUCUGGAUCACCUUAAAAUUACCAUCUUUUCAGAUUUGCAGAUUUAUUUAAUUAUGUGAUCUAACAAUCAUUUCAUCCAUGUACCAUCAUUUCUUUCCAUUCUGCUAGUGGUAAACUUCGAACAUGGGGUUAUGGAAACCUUUCUUUAAAGGGUCUUCCCCAUUGCAAAUGACAUGCUGG